Enterobius vermicularis (human pinworm) is the source of this 462-nucleotide messenger RNA. NCBI's taxonomy places the organism in Eukaryota, Metazoa, Nematoda, Chromadorea, Rhabditida, Oxyuridae. The record is from the annotation of a GenBank genome assembly.
AUGGCAUAUAAUUAUAGAGAUUUUUUAGUAUCAGCACAGUUGAAAGGAAGCAUAAGCGAUGAUGAAUUAAAAAAUCUCCACGAACAAAAAAAGUGUGAAGCCGUUGAAGAGUUCAAAAAAGAUAUUGAAGCAACUGUCUGUGGAUCACCUGCAUAUUGGAUUGAAAACCUGGAGCAAGUCAUCGAGGACAGGUAUCAAAAGACAGCGGACGUUAUACAAGAAAAUGCUCGCAAUCUUGAGGAAGUUGAAAAUACAUUAAUUAAGUGCAAAAAUUUAUAUGUUUUUGAAAUAAAACAGCGUGCGAAAGAAGGUUUGAGUGAGGCUGAACUAGAAAACUUGCAUAAAGAAAAGAAGUCGAAAGCCAUAGAAGAAUUUCAAAGAAAAGUGAUUAUGAUUGUCGAGGGGUCACCAAAGGAGUGGAUUAAAGAUUUGGAUGAAUUAAUUGAGCUUUUACUUGAGUAA